Molecule: messenger RNA, 2208 nt
Organism: Procambarus clarkii (red swamp crayfish)
Lineage: Eukaryota; Metazoa; Arthropoda; Malacostraca; Decapoda; Cambaridae
Source: RefSeq, a predicted model, not a curated record
AUGGUUGGCACCACGCCUCAUUACACUAAGCCACAUGGCACCACGCCUCAUGGCACCACGCCUCAUGGCACCACGCCUCAUGGCACCAUGUCUCAUUACACUAAGCCACAUGGCACCACGCCUCAUGGCACCACGCCUCAUGGCACCAUGUCUCAUUACACUAAGCCACAUGGCACCAUGUCUCAUUACACUAAGCCACAUGGCACCACGCCUCAUGGCACCACGCCUCAUGGCACCAUGUCUCAUUACACUAAGCCACAUGGCACCACGUCUCAUUACACCAAGCCACAUGGCACUACGCCUCAUGGCACCACGCCUCAUGGCACCACGUCUCAUUACACCAAGCCACAUGGCACCACGUCUCAUAGCACCACACCUCAUGGCACCACGCCUCAUGGCACCACGCCUCAUGGCUCCACGUCUCAUGGCACCAUGCUUCAUGGCACCACGUCUCAUGGCUCCACGUCUCAUGGCACCAUGCCUCAUGGCACCAGGCCUCAUGGCUCCACGUCUCAUGGCACCAGGCCUCAUGCCACCACGCCUCAUGGCACCAGGCCUCAUGGCACCAGGCCUCAUGGCACCACGCCUCAUGGCUCCACGUCUCAUGGCACCACGCCUCAUGGCACCACGCCUCAUGGCACCAGGCCUCAUGGAACCACGCCUCAUGGCACCACGCCACAUGUCAUCACGCCUCAUGUCAUCACGCCUCAUGGCACCACGCCUCAUGGCACCACGCCUCAUGGCACCACGCCUCAUGGCACCACGCCUCAUGGCACCACGCCUCAUGUCAUCACGCCUCAUGGCACCACGCCUCAUGGCACCACGCCUCAUGUCAUCACGCCUCAUGGCACCACGCCUCAUGGCACCACGCCUCAUGGCACCACGCCUCAUGGUACCACGUCUCAUAGCACUAGACCUCAUGGCACCAGGUCUCGUGGCACCACGCCUCAUGGCACCAGGCCUCGUGGCACCACGCCUCAUGGCACCAUGCCUCAUGGCACCAUGCCUCAUGGCACCACGUCUCAUGGCACCACGUCUCAUGGCACUAGACCUCAUGGCACCACGCCUCAUGGCACGAAGCCUCAUGGCACCACGUCUCAUGGCACUAGACCUCAUGGCACCACGCCUCAUGGCACCACACCUCAUGGGACCACGUCUCAUGGCACUAGACCUCAUGGCACCACGUCUCAUGGCACCACGUCUCAUGGCACUAGACCUCAUGGCACCACGCCUCAUGGCACCACGCCUCAUGGCACCACGCCUCAUGGCAUUAUGCCUCAUGACACCACGCAUCAUGGCGCCAGGCCUCAUGGCACCACGCCUCAUGGCACCAGGCCUCAUGGCACCACGCCUCAUGGCACCACGCCUCAUGGCACCGCGCCUCAUGGCACCACGCCUCAUGGCACCACGCCUCAUGGCAUUAUGCCUCAUGGCACCACGCAUCAUGGCACCAGGCCUCAUGGCACCACGCCUCAUGGCACCACGCCUCAUGGCACCACGCCUCAUGGCAUUAUGCCUCAUGGCAUUAUGCCUCAUGGCACCACGCCUCAUGGCACCGCGCCUCAUGGCACCACGCCUCAUGGCACCACGCCUCAUGGCAUUAUGCCUCAUGGCACCACGCCUCAUGGCACCAGGCCUCAUGGCACCACGUCUCAUGGCACUAGACAUCAUGGCACCAAUCCUCAUGGCACCACGUCUCAUGGCACUAGACCUCAUGGCACCACGCCUCAUGGCACCACGCCUCAUGGCAUUAUGCCUCAUGGCACCACGCAUCAUGGCACCAGGCCUCAUGGCACCACGCCUCAUGGCACCAGGCCUCAUGGCACCACGCCUCAUGGCACCACGCCUCAUGGCACCACGCCUCAUGGCACCACGCCUCAUGGCACCACGCCUCAUGGCACCGCGCCUCAUGGCACCACGCCUCAUGGCACCACGCCUCAUGGCAUUAUGCCUCAUGGCACCACGCAUCAUGGCACCAGGCCUCAUGGCACCACGCCUCAUGGCACCACGCCUCAUGGCACCACGCCUCAUGGCAUUAUGCCUCAUGGCACCACGCCUCAUGGCACCAGGCCUCAUGGCACCACGCGUCAUGGCACCAUGCCUCAUGGCACCACGCCUCAUCAUAAACAACACCACCGACAACUGUCCGUCGUGCUACUGAGAUUGGCCAAUCAAAAUCACGUCACUCCUGGUGUCACUCCUUGUUAA